Molecule: messenger RNA, 1200 nt
Organism: Aspergillus nidulans FGSC A4
Lineage: Eukaryota; Fungi; Ascomycota; Eurotiomycetes; Eurotiales; Aspergillaceae
Exons: 1
Coding region: 1-1200 (399 amino acids)
Source: RefSeq, a predicted model, not a curated record
AUGCCAGUUGACAACUACGGGGUCUUGAAAUGCCGUGCUAUCACCUACAAACUCGAAGACGGCCAGCAGAGUCCCAGAGCGCCGCAGCUCUCCCUGUACGUCCGGGACACGGGCUCACCGACCUCGCAGUUGAACGGGUGUGUCCAUCCCAGCCAUUUGCAGGAGGCACGUGCAGGCCUACCGGUACACCGAGCAGCCAUCAACAUCACGUCCGGUGACCUGGACGAUUCCCGGCUGGCAUACUGGGUCAACCACCAGAUCGGCCAGAACCCGAUUGUCAACCGACUCUCGCAGCUGGAAUAUGGCUUUCACCCCGUCGAGAACAAUAAGACUCUGGGUCUCGACUAUAUCCGCGACAGCCUCUUCACAAGCACUAACGGUCGACUUCUGCCCCACGAUAUUCCUGGCCAAUACACCGAUAUCAUAGAUGUCCUGUCGCCGUAUAUCCAACAUGCCGUCCGCGAGAAAGCGAACCUUUACCUGUUCGGUUCUGAAUCUCGCAGUGACACUCGCGGCUCGGCCCCGGUGAUCCACAACAUCCACAUGAACCAGGGCAAUGCGCGCAAAUUCCGCGCCGACGACGGCGUCUUUCAGGAUGGCGGGCUCAUCUUCCACUUUCCAUGUGCGCGUCCGGAUUCUGAUACCGGUUGUGUUGAGGACCGGCCGCGGGGCGAGUGGCUAGGUAUCUUCCUGGCCUUUGCGAGCCAGGCUGUGCAUACCAAUCCCUCAUCGGGGCAUGCAAUUUCAGGCGUAGGCUGGAGUGACAUUCUCCGCCCGGAUAUCAUCGAAGAGGGGGUUGUAAUCCGCGAGGCGAGACUCCAUCUGGACUCGUCAGGUACAGACGCAGACGCUGUGACGGACGAGUCGGAGACCGGAGCCCGACCUUGCAUUGGCCGGCGUAAAUCGAUAUCACUCACCGUCACGCUCUCAAACCACACGAACCGAGCUGUCAGACUGGGCGACUGGACGAUACGGAAUCGUUCGGGCUGUGUGCAUACCCUGCCGAGAGGAAUAGCACUGAGGCCAAUGGUUGACCAGCAUUUUGAGCUGGGAGACUAUACGCUCUCUGAGGAUGGGGAUACGAUCUUGCUGCUGAAUGAGCAUGGGCUGAAGGUUGAUGGGGUCAGUUACAACUCGGCGCAGGAGGGCAUGGGCUUAAAGGGAAAGGGCAAGGGCGGUUCAAUUGUCUUUGUGCACUGA